UCUUCGGGUAUGCUGCAAGCAAUAGAAGUAGAAAUUGGACGUGUUUUAGUAGCAUGUUCUAACACACUAAUCUGGAAUGCAACAAAUAACCCUGCAGAAAAUUUUAUGAGCCAGUUGUGCAAGACUUCGGGAGGCAAAAGAAUCGAUUUUGCAAAAGCAGGAAGCAUAAAUAGAAGAGCAAACAUAGCUCUUAUGGCCUUUCAAAGUCCUGCACAACAAUGGCAGAGUCGUAUUUAUAAGGCAGUAUCGAGCAGAAGUCCUCAAACGCCUUUACACAGAUUUUUAAAUUCCCGAAAAAAAACGACAUUUUGAAAGAAUGAAAAGGCGCAGAUUAUUUGAUCUUGAAAAAAAGAAAAGAGUUCAGAGGAGACUUUUUCACCUUAAAAGUGGAGGAGAUAAUCAAUAUGGUAUUUCUGCUGAGAAACCAGACAUAUCUACAGAAGCACUAAAUAUUCUUAAAAAGAACUACAUGUCGUCUAUUCAAGUUCUGCGUAAAGACGAAUUAGAAUUAGGAACUAGAGGGCAAAUCCUAUCAGAAAAGUGGAGACAGGAAAGAUCCAAAAGAAUAUCUUCUUCUUAUUUCAAAGAAAUUGUAACCAGACGACAUACAACGCGAACUGCCAACCUAGUGAAAAGAAUUGUGUAUGAAAACACGACAGCAUGCGAGGCAAUGCAAUAUGGUUUAGCUAAUGAAGCUAAAGUUCUGGCGCAAUAUGAACAUGACAAACAAUUAUAUGUUCAUAGAUGCGGAUUAUUUAUAGAUCCCGCAAACCCUUUCCUGUGCACUUCCCCUGAUGGUCUUAUUGGAGACAUCGGAUUAGUGGAGGUAAAAUGCCCGUACUCAGCUAGAGAUUCCACUAAUCUUAAGGAAUUCUUUAAACAGAACAAACAGCAGGGAUUAAAAUGGAAUGCAAAUGGUUCAUUUUACCUUCCAGAUACUCACAAAUAUUACUUUCAAAUUCAAGGUCAGUUGAAUAUUACUAACCGAAGUUGGUGCGAUCUUUUUUAUUGGUGCCAAGGAGACACAUUAACUGUUAGAAUAGAGAAAAACGAGAAAUUUUGA
This is a messenger RNA of Stegodyphus dumicola, 1063 nucleotides long. RefSeq lists its product as uncharacterized. The record is from RefSeq and is a predicted model, not a curated record. Lineage: Eukaryota; Metazoa; Arthropoda; Arachnida; Araneae; Eresidae.